Anoplopoma fimbria (sablefish) is the source of this 947-nucleotide messenger RNA. It is a transcript of the gene pbdc1, whose product is annotated as polysaccharide biosynthesis domain containing 1. Lineage: Eukaryota; Metazoa; Chordata; Actinopteri; Perciformes; Anoplopomatidae. The transcript has 6 exons. Bases 68 to 565 code for a protein of 165 amino acids. Gene Ontology annotation, cellular component: cytoplasm. The record is from RefSeq and is a predicted model, not a curated record.
UCUCUGUAGUUCCGCCGGAACCCACGUGGUCGCUCAUCUCCUCAGAGACGAUCUUUGCUUGAGAGAAAUGGCGGACAGCUCGCUGUCGUCUCUGGGAGUGGAGGGCGCCACAGCAGCUGCGCAUGCGCUGUCUCUACCAGCUGACGCGUAUGGAAAUGAUCCGCGGCUCGAGGUCAUGUGGGCGAUGAAGGCCUACAACCACGCAGAGGUCUACUUCAAUCUCAUUUCUUCAGUUGAUCCAAAGUUCCUGAAACUGACGAAGCUGGACGAUCAAAUCUACUCGAUCUUCAGAGAAACGUUCAAGAGUCUCGACAUCAAGCUGCUGAAACCCGACGACCUGAAGUCUGACGAGGCCAAAGAGGUGUGGCGUCCGUUCUGUAACCAGUUUGAAGGACUCAUCGAAGAUUUCAACUACGGCACUCUGCUUCGCCUGGACUGUGAGAAGGAUUACACGGAGGAGAAUACUAUAUUUGCCACCAGGACUCAGUUCUUUGCUGUUGAAAUCGCUCGCAACAGAGAAGGUUUCAACAACGUAGUGUUCAUGUCAAAAUCCACAAAGAGCUAGUCCCAAGAUGAACCAGUAACAAACCAGUAACAAACCAGUAACAAACCAGUAACCGGCCCAUCCUGACCUGCUCUCCACCACCAGGACCAGGACCAGUCCUCCAGGAAACAUAAAGAUGAACUGUUAAGGUCUCCUGAGGGAGCAGCUUUUUAUUUCAUUGAGUUCUGAAAACAUCAUUAGUGGUUUUGGUUUGAUAAUUAAAAACCUUUAAUAAACGUUAUCUGUUAAAAAGCCUCCGUGCUGUUUGGAUUAUUCACUGCUUCAUUUUGUAUUUACUGUAAAGUUGUAUUGUGCCAAUCUGAAUGGUUGUUUAUUUUGUAUCACUGAAGUAUUUGUUUGCCUGUAACCAUGGAAACCACAAAUAAAGUACCGUGAGAUUUUC